Heterostelium album PN500 is the source of this 1215-nucleotide messenger RNA. Its product is annotated as PP2C family serine/threonine-protein phosphatase. Bases 1 to 1215 code for a protein of 404 amino acids. Gene Ontology annotation, biological process: protein dephosphorylation. The record is from RefSeq and is a predicted model, not a curated record. The transcript has 4 exons. Lineage: Eukaryota; Evosea; Eumycetozoa; Acytosteliales; Acytosteliaceae. Gene Ontology annotation, molecular function: cation binding; protein serine/threonine phosphatase activity.
AUGAGUUCGAAUAUCGAUAAUAUCAAAGAGGAAACUAUGUCAGACAGUAAUAUACAGAACAAUGUCGAGACUGUAAAUACAACCACCACCACUGAAAAUAGAAACAUAGACAAAACAGAUGCCAGUAACAAGAGUUUGGAGGUGUCUAUCGACAGCGAAGAACCUGCCACUGAUAUAGAUAAUAACAGCAAUAACACAGCUAACACCAACACCACCACCACACCACAAGAGAGUACAGCAUCAUCAACCACCGCCACCACCACCACCACACCAUCUACAUCAUCAUCAUCCUCCUCAUCGACAGACAACACCAGCAGCAACAACAGUGGCAGCAGUGGUAACACCAACACAAGCAGCAGCAACGACCAACAAUAUCCAUCGACACCACUCGCCGAACCAUUGAGCAGCAGCACUGGAUCCAACCAACACGGUACCCACCAAGCAAAGUUCUCCUCGGUCAAGGACAUCGGUAUGUCAUCCGAAAAGAACCCACGUUUCAGAAGAACAAUGGAAGACGAACAUGUUAUAAUCGAUUCAUUCGGUGGUGAUCCACAACAAGGUUACUAUGCAAUCUAUGAUGGUCACGGAGGUAGAGGUGCUGUUGACUUUACUGCUAAAACUCUUCAUUUGAACUUAUUGGAAGAAUUGAACAAAGAUCCAAAUGGAGAUAUUUUAGAACAUAUUAAAAAUAGUUAUUUAACUACAGAUACUCAAAUGGGUAAUGAGCCAAUACAGUUUAGUGGUACCACUACAAUCUCUGCUUUGAUUAGAUACAAUGAAAAGGGUGAGAAAUUCCUCUAUAUCGCCAAUGCUGGUGAUGCUCGUGCUGUUAUUAGUCGUAAUGGUGUAGCUGAGAGAUUGUCAUAUGAUCAUAAAGGUUCAGAUCAAGAGGAGAUUAAGCGUAUUACAGAAGCUGGUGGAUUUGUUGUUAAUAAUCGUGUAAAUGGUAUUCUCGCAGUCACUCGUUCACUCGGUGAUCACUCUAUGAAGGAGUAUGUCGUUGGUGACCCAUACAGACGUGCCAUUCAAUUAGACCCAAGUUAUACACAUUUAAUUUUAGCAUGUGACGGUCUCUGGGAUGUCGUCAAUGAUCAAGAUUCAAUCGACCUUAUUAUAAACGAAACAGAGGCACAAAGAAUGAGUGACAAGCUUUUAUCGAGUGCAUUGAGAAAAGGUAGCACUGAUAAUAUUAGUAUUAUGGUUAUAAUCUUGUAA